AUGGCGAGUACUUCAAGCCGUAGCAUUAGUGAUAGUCCAACGGAGCAAGAAUGCGCAUACGAGACAUGGAUGAAUUUGCAACGUAAAGAAACGAUAGAGCUUGAACAAGCUGCACUUGAAGCCAAAAAGGGCCUAAAAAAUGAAAAUCAACUCACUCAACUAAUCGAAAAAACCGUACAAAAUUUCCAAGAUUAUGCUAACAACCGUAGCCGUCUAGCCCGGACCGACGUGUCACCACUGUUUGCGCCAACUUCAUGCACCCCGUUGGAGAAUUCGGUGCGAUGGAUCGCUGGUUGUAGACCAUCUUCUCUCAUACGUUUCGCGUACGUGCUAUGUGGCAUAGACAUCGAGUCUCAUCUCACCGAGUUUCUUCAAGGGAAAAAGCUCGGUGAGCUGACCAAUAAACAAAUGAACAUGAUUGACGCUUUACAAGCUAAAACGAUUAGAGAAGAGAAUAAUCUUUCUUCAAGAUUGGCUAGCUUGCAAGAGGACAUUGUGGAUCUGCCUUUCGCCGGUAAAACGAAGAAUGAUUGUGAGAAUGCAGAUGAAGCUUUAGAUGAACAUAGCCGAUAUAUGGCUGGUGUAUUAAAAGACGCUGAUGAGUUGAGGAUGAAUACGUUGAAGGAAAUUGUACUCAACAUACUUAAACCGCUUCAAGCUGUGGAAUACUUAGCCGCUGCCAAGAGGCUUAAGCAUUGUUUCAAAAUAUGGGGCCAGAAGAGGGAUCAACCACGUACCAACAAUUAG
This is a messenger RNA of Solanum verrucosum, 747 nucleotides long. Its product is annotated as protein DOG1-like 3. Gene Ontology annotation, biological process: DNA-templated transcription. Gene Ontology annotation, molecular function: sequence-specific DNA binding. The coding region runs from base 1 to 747 and encodes 248 amino acids. NCBI's taxonomy places the organism in Eukaryota, Viridiplantae, Streptophyta, Magnoliopsida, Solanales, Solanaceae. The transcript has a single exon. The record is from RefSeq and is a predicted model, not a curated record.